UUUUUUUAUUAUUUUCCCAGAAGCAGUAAUUUGAGGGAUAUGUAAAACCUUGUUUUGUCUUAUUCUGUCAAAGGUGCUGCCAUUUAACUUCAAUGUAGCUUCAUGUUUGCAUUGUUUUUUGAACCCAUAUUAAAACUUUUUAUCUGACUGUAGUGCUUUAAAUGAUAUAUUGGUGUAUAGGUGUAAUAAAGAUACAAAUUGUUUAGAUACUAAAGUUAUAUUUUUUUCCAUUUUCCCCAUAUGGCAAAGUUAUUGCAAAUAUAUAAGUAAGAAAGCAGGUACAAAUUAAAGAAACUUUGAAAGUUUGUCAGUUUUUGCAAGGAUAAUAUUAGCAAACUUCAAACUAUUUUGCCACUGUGUCUUUUUUUUCAUUCAGCCUAAAAUUACAAAAAAGCAAAAUAGAAGCUUGAAAUGUAAACACGCUGUUGUUAAAUUGUAAUUAUUUUUAUAUUCUGAAUUUAUUUUGAUGAUAUUGUUAUGCCUGCUGUCCCUUAUGUAUUACUGCCAACUACUCAAGAUAUGAACACAAUUGUUUAUGGGAUAAUCGGUGGGUGAUUGCUUCAUGUAGUGCCAUCUAGGACUUAAUGACUAAGUUGGUUCAUGUUCUCAUUUCAGCCCAUUGAAAUAAAUGUACUUGCAGUGAAUCAUUGCCUUUAAAAGAUUUACUCAGUUCUAAAACACACGUACCUGUUAGUGUAUAUCAUGUUUAAUUUGAAAAAUUUAAUCUUACUGUGUACAUGGAGGCACAUCAUUUUAAAAUCUUUCACUAACCUGAGUAAAUUAUUUAUUUUUAUUUUAUUGGGAUUCUUUUUAUUGCUUGUAUUAAAAAAGUGAUUGUAAUCUAGUUUUUUGUGGAUUUUUUCCGGUGCUUUUCAAUAUUGGAACUGUGUAUCUUUGUUUAUAUACUAAAAUAAGAGACUCCAUGUCCUUUCUCUGGGAUGUUUCUGUACUCUGGUGCCUUCUGAGAUGUGCCGGGGUUGUGCAGGUUCAGAGCCAAGAUAGAGGCUCAUUAAACGCCACCUCUGAAUUUUAGACUGCUGCAACAUUUUGAUGAAAACAGACCCCUUCGUUCUCUAGAGAUUGACACACACUGUCACUGUUUAGUAAGGGGGGUGGGGGUGGAGGGGUGGAUGCAAUUGAAUACAAUUGGUCUGUGUUUGAAUCAGGGAAAAAAAUGCACUCCAUCAUUACAAAGAGCAGCUUUUCCGGAGUGAAACUGGAGCUCUACCUCAUCCUUUUGGAUUUUGCUAUAUCAAAUUCACCUCAUGGAAUUGUCACUGCUAUAGUGUUUUUGUUAUUAAUAAUGAGUCCAUAUUCAUGUCCCUUGGUAUAGGGUAUCCUUUUUCAUUAUAUGGUUGUGAUUAAUUGCAAGCCUUUGCUUCUUCGGCUAGUCAGACAAAUUUUUUCACCCCUCAAAAAGGAUGUAAACAUCCCUUAUUAGUGAAUUUUAUGGAUGCAUAUUUUAAGUGAUGUUGUCGUGGGAUUGGAUCAUCAAGUGCUGACAGGUUGGAGUCACAAAGUAAGAACUUUUGCACGUCUGAAACGUUGUUUACCAGACUUGUGAAUCGCAUUGGGCAAUGAUAAUUUCAUAGGAUGAUCCUUGUGCUUUGCAUAUAGCAUGAAUUUUUGGUUAAACUGGAAUUUCCACGUAUGGUACAAUUUUUUACAGCUUAAAGGUGGCGGCCUUUUUGGGAUCAUGUUGCCAAAGCAGGUGAAGCACUGGAAGUCAAUGUGCAAAGGGCUGGUGCUUGGCACCUUGGUCACAAGUUGUAUGAUCCUGCUGUACUCUUACGCUACUCCUACUGUUCAUCUCAACAUACAAGAGGCGCCAGUACCCUACUCCUGUGAUUAUCAGCCAGUAAACAUUCGAGCUCUCCAGGCUUUCAACACUUCCCAGAAUGCUCAAGGGCGUGGGGCUGCCUGCACGCCCAAGGUGGAUAUCAUGUUCAUGAAGACCCACAAAACAGCAAGCAGCACUAUCCUGAACAUUUUGUUCCGCUUUGGACAGAAGCACAGGCUCAAGUUCGCUUUCCCGGAGAGUCGUAAUGACUUUCUCUACCCUGCUUCCUUCCAGCGAUCUCAUGUCAAGGACUAUCAGCCUGGCAUGUGCUUUAACAUCAUCUGUAACCACAUGCGCUUCAACGAAGAGGAGGUUCGCAAGCUGCUUCCAGCGGACACAAUCUACUUCACAAUUAUCAGAGAUCCUGCGGAUCUCUUUGAGUCUUCCUUUCACUACUUUGGUCGCAUUAUUCCAUUUACUUGGAAGAUUUCUGCAGAUGAUAAACUGGCAGAGUUCCUUCGUGAUCCAUGGCACUAUUAUGACCCGGAGGGCUUCAACUCCUUCUACCUCAAGAAUCUGCUCUUUUUUGACUUUGGCUAUGAUAACAAUCUAAAUCCAGAUGAUGGGCAAGUGGAUAAAAGUAUAAAGGCAAUUGAGAACCGAUUUGACCUGGUCAUGUUGCUAGAGUAUUUCGAUGAAUCGCUGAUUCUCCUGAAAGACAUUUUAUGCUUGGACAUGGAGGAUAUCCUUUAUUUCAAGCUUAAUGCUCGCAAGGAUUCUCCUGUAUCACGGCUUCCCCUGGAAUUGCGCAGCCUGGCGUCUGACUGGAAUAAAAUUGACCUAAAACUAUACAAUCACUUCAAUGCCACCUUUUGGAACAAAGUGAAGCAGUAUGGAAAUGAGCGGAUGGCCCUGGAUGUGGCUGAACUGCAGCGAAGAAAUGCGGAGAUGACAGCCGUGUGCAUUGAGGGAGGUCAAGCUGUGGAGUCCAGCUUGAUUCAGGAAUCAUCCAUGCAGCCCUGGCAACCCAUUGGGGAAAAAUCUAUUCUAGGCUAUAACCUAAAGAAGAACAUUGAUAAAAAGAACCGGAAACUUUGUCGAAAAAUGCUCACUCCAGAAAUCCAGUAUUUGACAGAACUGGGAGUCAAUCUGUGGAUAACAAAGCUCUGGGCCCACAUCCGAGAAUUUCUAAAUUGGUAGCACAGUCUUCCUUCCCUUAUUGAUUUGCACUCACGGGCUGCUCGUUUGCUAGUGAAAAAUUUGAAGACUUAUCAUUGUAUUACUGAAUGCAAGAAACUCAGAGUUCAGUGCAUGCCUUUCAAACACAAUACUAGCAACAUCGGAACAACCCCCCCCGAAGGGCUGGCAGUGUCUUCACCGUUUUAAUAAGGGAAUAUGAUCAAAGAAAAAUAACUUUGACAAGUUCUACCACUGUUACUUUUGAAGAAGAGUUUUGUCAGAAAUGAUUUGUGAUGAAUAUGAUCAAAGAAAAUAAGUUUGACAAGUUCUACCACUGUUACUUUUGGAGAAGAGUUUGUCAGAAAUUAUUUGUGAUGAUAGAUUUAUUUGAGGUCCUUGUGCCCAUGGUUUAACAUGGGGGCCAGGAGGUGAUGAGAUAAAUUAUGUCUAAUUGCGAGGCUUUCCUUAGACAUGCAGUAAAAAAGGUGAAAGGAUUAAGUGAGCAGUGGCUUCCAUUGAAACAAGGUGCUUACCUGCAGUCUCACUGGGCAUGGCUCUGUUACACAAGGACCAGUGCGGGUAUGCCUAGGACUGAGAUGAGUGGAUGUUCCCCACUGCUACACAAAAUGUCCAUGGAAGUAAUAUCGAGUGGCACUGUGUUCAGGCACUUAUCACAAAGUCAUUAAAGGAGCAUGAGACACUG
Polypterus senegalus (gray bichir) is the source of this 3662-nucleotide messenger RNA. RefSeq names its product galactose-3-O-sulfotransferase 1a (gene gal3st1a). The transcript has 3 exons. Gene Ontology annotation, biological process: myelination; galactosylceramide biosynthetic process. Lineage: Eukaryota; Metazoa; Chordata; Cladistia; Polypteriformes; Polypteridae. Gene Ontology annotation, cellular component: membrane. Bases 1619 to 2980 code for a protein of 453 amino acids. The record is from RefSeq and is a predicted model, not a curated record. Gene Ontology annotation, molecular function: galactosylceramide sulfotransferase activity.